CAGGUGCCGCACGUGGAAGAGGACAUAUUGGAUGGUGUGGGCGGCGCAGGCAGCAUGGAGGGCGCGGGCGGGCGGGCGGGAAGCAGAGUGGGCGGCGGACAAGGGGGCGGAGCGACGUCCAGAGGUUCCUCCAGUAGCGGGUCUUCAGGGCAAGGGACGGGCGGCGGCGGGGGCGGCGGCACGGCGAUGACGACGGCGAUGACGACGGCGAUGACGACGGCGGGCUUCACCUCCUCCACGCAGACGCUCGCCGUGACUUCGACGCCCCGCUCCCUCUCCCUGGCCUCCAUCUCCUCCGAGGGGAGCACCGACAGCCACCUGGUGGAGCAGGAGGACAUCGUCGCCCUCACCUCCGCCGUCAGGGCCUUCAAGGAGGCGCUGGGGAAGCUCAAGCGCAUCUUCCACCCCGAGAGAGAUAAGAACGAGACCCUGCGCGUGGCUGCACACGAGCGCCUCGGAGAAGUCCUGAGGAUCCUGAGGUCGAUCCUCGAGAAGUACAGCCCCAUCCAGCACAACGAGCUCCUGGCUGCUGCCUCCCACCUCAUCACUCACGUCAACGGCUUCAGCUAUGAGGACGAGAAGGCCGACCCCACCGCCUUCCUGGAGGCGAUCGACCAGCUGGCUCUGGCCUUCUCCAGCAGAGUAUCGGAGUAUCUUAUGGGAGACAUCGACACCUCGUCCGCUUUCCUCAAUUGUUCGACCGCUUCUUCACGCACCAAGUCCUGCGAGAACCUUGUAAGCAGCGAUGCGGAGAGCACCACAGGAGACCGAGGAGGAGGAGGAGGAGGAGGCGGAGGCGGCGGAGGAGGAGGAGGAGGGGCCGGGAUGACGGGCGUCGGGCCCUUGGACACCUCGAAGGAACCCGAGGUCCUCACGCAGCAGCAGAUCGACGAGUACCUCUACAGACACGAACAGGGCGUUGACCACGCCCUCCACCGCGCCAAGGUGUGGAGCAAGUACGCGAAGGACGUGAUCUCUUACAUCGAGAAGCGCGCUCAGCUCGACAUGGACUAUGCCAGGAAUCUCACCAAGCUUGCUCACACGAUCAGGCCGGCGCUCAAGGAGGAGAGCUUCCUGCCCUUCCAGUCGAUCUACUGCACCGCCCUGGACCAAGACAUCGAGAACUGUACCAACUUGAGCGCCACCUGCACGCUCCUGCAGACGCACAAGUUCAUUGAGCCGCUCACGUCCCGGAGGAACGACCACGAGAGGGCCAGGAAGGUGAUCAAGGACACCUGGCAUAAGGAACUCAAGAAACUCACCGAAUCUGUCAACAACCUGAAGAAACACAAGAUUAUUUACGACCAGAGACAGCAGGAGCUAGCCAAGGCGCGGGAGGCCGCCGCCCGAGCCGAGAACACGGAAAACCAAGACAAAAUCGAAAGAAAACGAGACGAGGCCAUCUUCAAGGCCCGCGAGGCGGAAGCCACCUACAGGAGCUGUGUGGCGGAGGCGAACGACAGACACGCGGCGCUCCUGAAGGUGAAGCGCGAUGUCCUGAUGCAAACCCGGGAGCUGAUCCUGCAGUGCGACCAGACCAUGAAGGCGGUGACCGUCUGCUACUUCCAGCUGCAACACACCGUGGCAGCCCCGGCGCCCGUGCAGCUCCAGACUCUAUGCGAGAGUUCCCGGUUGUACGAGCCGGGGUCGCAGUACAUGGAGUUCGUGAAGAGACUGGGUCCCUCCCUCGGCCAGGAGACCCCCGAGACGCCCUUCAGCUUCGAGUCCUACACGCCGGGACAGCAGGACGCCCCUCACGACCACGCGACCAAUGGCUCCGUUCCUGGGGCGGAGGACCUGCAGGUGGGCCGACUGGCGGGCCCCGGAGGCAGCGACACGGACAGCGUAGGCUCGUCGAAAUCGGCCAAGAGCGCCGAUGCUUCCCCAACUGCGUCGCCUCUCAUUAAAGCCCGCCGCCCGCACGCCCUCUCGUCCGGGGAUGAGCUGGAGACCGACCCUGACACAGCGGACACACACUACCUGCGAGGGACGCGGCUUCAGGUGAUGAGCAAGGCCGCCGUCACCCACGCCUUCAGGAGGCUCAAGACGCCGUCCAGGUGCCGCGAGUGUGACUCCUACGUGUACUUCCAUGGCUACGAGUGUGCGGAGUGCAUGCUAGGCUGUCACAAGAAAUGCUUGGAAACGCUGGCGAUCCAGUGCGGCCACAAGAGACUGCCCCGGAAGAUGACGACCUUCGGCGUGGACCUGGCGCAGCACCUGAGUGAGACCAACGCGCCCGUCCCCCACCUCGUCCUCAAGUGCAUUGCGGAGAUCGACGCCCAUGGAAUCAAGACCAAG
This is a messenger RNA of Penaeus chinensis, 2298 nucleotides long. RefSeq names its product rho GTPase-activating protein 29-like. Lineage: Eukaryota; Metazoa; Arthropoda; Malacostraca; Decapoda; Penaeidae. Gene Ontology annotation, biological process: activation of GTPase activity; signal transduction. The record is from RefSeq and is a predicted model, not a curated record. Gene Ontology annotation, molecular function: GTPase activator activity.